This is a messenger RNA of Nasonia vitripennis (jewel wasp), 3550 nucleotides long. RefSeq names its product cytochrome P450 9e2. The transcript has a single exon. The coding region runs from base 1955 to 3448 and encodes 497 amino acids. Gene Ontology annotation, molecular function: monooxygenase activity; oxidoreductase activity, acting on paired donors, with incorporation or reduction of molecular oxygen; heme binding. The record is from RefSeq and is a predicted model, not a curated record. NCBI's taxonomy places the organism in Eukaryota, Metazoa, Arthropoda, Insecta, Hymenoptera, Pteromalidae.
UCAAGGCUAAUACGCAGUCAGUUGCGAGCUUAGUCUCGCGUCGGUCGUACGGUAAUGCUAAAAUACAGCCUGUCGAUUGUUUUUCAUCGCAUUCAAUAAUAUUUUGCAAACCAAAAUGUAUUAUUGGAUAUGUGCAGCAUUGAUCGCUGUUUUAUCAUACGUAAUUCUGAAGGCUUACCAAAUCAGGCACUACUUCGAAAAAUAUGGAAUACCCCAGUCACCGGAUAUACCGUUUCUCGGUAUGUUAGGUAUGAGCAUCCUUACCGGACAUCACGUCAAUUACAUCAUAAAGGACGUCUACAACAUAAAUAAAGAGGCCAAGUACGUUGGAGUGCACCCGUUCUUGAAAUCAGCGAUAUUGGUGCGCGAUCUCGAUUUGAUAAAAUCAGUGCUUGUGAAGAACUUUGAUAAUUUUGCCGACCGCACAGUAUUUUCGAGCGAAGAGAGCGAUCCUAUCUUUGCGAAAAGUCUGUCUCUGCUGAACGGACAAAGAUGGCGCGAAGUGAGAAAUUUACUUAGCCCCGCGUUUACUUCAAGCAAGAUGCGUACGAUGUUUACACUAAUGUCACACUGUGCUAAAAAUUUUGCCGAUCAGUUUGUCAAGAAGUACCGGGACGAGGAAAACAUCGACAUGAAGGAUGCGUUUACACGCUACACGAGUGAUGUAAUAGCUACCUGUGCUUUUGGAAUCGAGGUCGACAGUUUGAAAGAUCCGAAUAACGAAUUUUACCUUCACGGUAGAAGAUCCACCGAUUUUUCGGGGCUAAAAGUGAUGCUCACUUUUUUUGUGAACAUAGUUUGUCCAUCUUUGGGCCGUAAAUUAGGUCUCCGGUUCAUAUCGAAGAAGGAAACGGAUUACUUCGUCAAGCUCGUAGAAGGCACCAUAAAAGCUAGAGAAGAGCAAGGAAUAAGGAGGCCAGACAUGCUGCAAUUGCUCAUGGAGUCCGAAGAAAAGGGUAAACAUCUCGAUUCCAUGGACUUAGUGGCUCAAGCGUUCAUUUUCUUUGCCGCUGGAUUCGACACGGUAUCUGGACAAGCUUGCAGCAUAGCCCAUGAAUUAGCUGUAAAUCCAGACGUGCAGCAAAAGCUUCAGGUCGAAAUUGACGAGGUUAUGAAAAAUUGCAACGGCCAGCCAACCUACGAGGCUGUCAAUAGUAUGCAGUAUUUGGAUGCAGUUUUCUACGAAACCAUGAGAGUACAUCCAAUAGGUUUUUUAAGCCGGAUAUGUACAAACGAGUUUGAACUUCCUCCGACUCUUCCCGGUGCAAAGCCAUAUGUACUAAAACCUGGAAUGGAGAUCCUAGUUUCGCCGGUUGGUGUUCAUUCCGAUCCCGACUACUACGAUAAUCCGGAAAAAUUCGAUCCUGAUAGGUAUCUCGACAAAAAAAUCUCGAGUGACGUUUUGAAUUUGGGCUUUGGUUUGGGACCCAGGAUGUGUAUAGGAAAUCGUUUUGCUGUACUCGAGACUAAGAUCUUGUUGCUGCAUCUUCUUUCAAAGUGCAAUCUGAUGCCAAGCAAAAAAACUUGCAUCCCAUGGGUGUACGCUAAAAGGAACUUUAAUCCGCUUCCGGAAGGUGGCUUUUGGUUGAGAAUCAAGCAAAAAAAACAAAUUACUGGAUAGCUUUUAUCAACUUUUUUGUACUUUUACUCUUUCUGUUUCGAUGUUAAGCAUUUCAGAUAAAAAUAAAACCGGUUAAUAAUUUGAAAUGCUCACUACGAUAUUAAACGAGGAAACGCUAUUCAAAGAAAUACUUAGUAAGCGAUGGCAUCAUCUUCCCACACGCUGAACUCUCGUCCAUUCACUGAGUAUAGCCGAGUCAAAGCCAACAAACACACUCACAGUCGAGGACAGAGCGGCGCUCUGGCCGCACGCUACGAUUACAUAAGACGAAAACAAACCUCUACAUUCACGUUCUCCGUUCGCUCGUGUAAGUUACGCGUCAUUUAGAUCAUCAUGGAUUUCUGGCUGUGCGUGACUCUCAUAGCCGUGUUAACGUACCUCGUAUUCACGGCUCACAAGAAGCGUCACUAUUUUGCAAAAUAUGGAAUACCACAGCCUCCGGAAAUACCUUUUAUCGGGGCCGCAGGAGCGAGUAUUUUAACUGGAUAUCACGUAAACUACGCCAUGAAAGACGUCUACAACACCAACAGAGAUGCCAAGUACGUCGGCAUACACGCGUUUAUUUAUCCGAUUAUCGUGCUUCGUGACCUUGACCUCAUCAAGAGCGUCAUAGUAAAGAACUUCGACCACUUCUCCGACCACAAGACCUUGGUGAGCGAAAAAUCCGAUCCGCUCUUCGGCAAAAACCUCGCGAAUCUGAAAGGCGAGAGAUGGCGAGAGGUUAGGAACUUACUCAGCCCGGCCUUUUCCUCGAGCAAGAUGCGCACGAUGCACGAGCUCAUGUCUCUUUGUGCGGAGAAUUUCGCAAACCGGUUUCUGGAGAGCAACAGUUCCAAGGAGGCCGUAGAUAUGAAAGAUGCGUUUACUCGUUACACAAAUGACGUAAUAGCUAGCUGCGCCUUCGGGAUCGAGGUCGAUAGUCUGAAAGAGUCGAAAAACGAGUUUUAUCUUCACGGCAAAACGUCCACUGAUUUUACGAAACCAUCCGUGCUUGUAUGCUUCCUGCUGAAUAUGGUUUGUCCGUCUCUGGCUAAUAAACUGGGGCUCCGCAUCGUGUCGCAAGAGGAAACGGACUACUUUGUCAAACUUAUAAAGGAGACGAUAAAGACCAGAGAAGAACGGGGUAUCAAACGACCGGACAUGCUGCAACUGUUGCUAGACUCUCAGGAAAAGACAAAGAAAUUGGAUUUUCUAGAUUUGACAGCUCAAGCCUUCAUAUUCUUCGCUGCCGGAUUCGAUACAGUGUCGACUCAUGCUUGUUGCAUGGCUCAUGAACUGGCAGUAAAUCCGGACGUCCAGCGCAAGCUUCGGGUCGAAAUCGACGAGGUCAUGAGAAACUGCAAAGGUCGGCCGACUUACGAGGCCGUCAACAAUAUGCGGUAUUUGGAUGCGAUUUUUCACGAAACUAUGAGAAUACAUCCUAUAGCUUUUAUAACCCGCAUAUGCACAAAAGAGUUCGAACUUCCUCCGACGCUUCCCGGUGCUGAGCCAUACGUGCUAAAGCCUGGAAUGGAGGUCCAAGUGCCGACUGUUGGCAUUCAUCACGACCCUGACUACUACGACGAUCCAGAAAAAUUCGAUCCCGAGAGAUUCAUGGAUAAAAAGGCGUCGAGUGACAUACUGAACUUGGGCUUUGGUCUGGGACCUAGAAUGUGCAUAGGAAAUCGUUUCGCUAUCCUCGAGACGAAAGUCCUUUUCGUCCAUCUCUUGGCCAAGUGUGACCUGGUUCCUUGUGAGAAGACAUGCAAUCCGAUGGUCUACGCGGACAGAAGCUUCAUACCAGCUGCUAAAGGUGGCUUCUGGUUGAAAGCGGUACCAAGACAUUAAGUUUGUGAUAUCUGUACUGAACGUAUUCUAUACAUUUAAUAAUUUUUUAUGCAAAAUGCAACACUGUAAGCUUCUAAAAUAAACAAGUAUAUCCACACACAA